Manis pentadactyla (Chinese pangolin) is the source of this 3582-nucleotide messenger RNA. RefSeq names its product family with sequence similarity 13 member C (gene FAM13C). The transcript is spliced from 17 exons. The record is from RefSeq and is a predicted model, not a curated record. NCBI's taxonomy places the organism in Eukaryota, Metazoa, Chordata, Mammalia, Pholidota, Manidae. The coding region runs from base 541 to 2145 and encodes 534 amino acids.
GCCUGGAGGAAAGCAAGUCCCUCGGGGAUUUCAGCACCUAGACAGAAAACAGCUGGGCUUCCCUAUCGCCAGCCGCGGGGGUGGCUGGCACAGAGAGGCCUGGAUUAAACGCGGCGCGGGGCUGGGAGGCCAGGGUCGCGCGGUAACGCUCCAGGUGCUCCUUGCGCGGAUCCGGGGUUCCGGGGUCCCAGCCUUGCGCUGCGCCCCGCCCAGCUCUGUCCCCGCAGCCCUGCGGGCGGCUGGGCUUUGUGGUUCGCCCGCGCGGCUGGGCCCCUGCUGGGGGUGUCGUUUCGAGCAUGUGCAGACAGCAGCCCAAGCCUUCAGGAUAAUUCCUUCAGCAGCACCGCUGUAACAGAGUGUGACGAAGACACCGUCUCUCUACAUGAAGACCAGACUGAUUGCUCCAGUCUCAGAGAUGAAGACAAUAAAGAAAAUUACCCUGACACUGGGGCUCUCCUAGAGGAGCCCUCGCUGCCCUCCCGAGAGCCAGUGCAGCAUGGAGAGCAGACGGUACCGGUGGACUGCGUGCUGAGACCCAGCAUGGGCAACUUCAAGUCCCGGAAGCCCAAGUCCCUCUUCAGGGCAGAGAACGGGAGGAGCCAAGGAGAAAGUCAGGAGACAGAGCACGUGGUUCCCAGCCAGUCUGAGUGUCGGGGGAGAACAGGAGCACCAGCUCAAGAGAGUCCACAAAACCACACUUUCAGGUGCCAAGAGCCCGUGAGAGUUCAACCAAGAAUAGACCAGAGAGCUGCCAUCUGGCCAAAGGAUGCUUUUGAAACUCGGCAGGACAUAAAUGAGGAGGAAGCUGUUCAGGUGCACGGAGUCAAGGAUGCAGCCCCCGCACGGACCCAGAAGAGCGUGCCUGGAGAAGGUGCAGAUGCUGCAGUAACUACUUGUAAGAUGAUCCAUCAACCCAGAGAAAGUGGAGACCCUGCACCAGUCCACAAAGAUGGGCAGAGUGAAGCAGACAGUGCAGCAGACGACCUCCAGUUUAUUGGGACUAGCAGACUGCUCUAUCACAUCACUGACGGUGGCAACCCACUGCUGUCCCCACGAUGCUCCAUCUUCAGCCAAAGCCAGAGAUUCAACUUAGACCCUGAAUCAGCCCCUUCUCCACCCAGCACUCAGCAGUUUAUGAUGACCCGGAGUUCCUCGCGGUGCGGCUGCAGUGAUGGCAAGGAGCCUCAGACCAUUGCCCAACUCACCAAGCACAUCCAGAGCCUCAAGAGGAAAAUUCGAAAAUUUGAAGAAAAAUUUGAGCAAGAAAAGAAUUACCGGCCUUCACAUGGUGACAAGACUUCUAAUCCUGAAGUUCUGAAAUGGAUGAAUGAUUUGGCUAAAGGGCGUAAACAGCUCAAAGAACUAAAGCUGAAGCUGUCAGAAGAACAGGGGAGUGCUCCCAAAGGCCCGCCCAGAAGCCUGUCCUGUGAACAACCCACAGUCCCUAGAGAGAACGGGAAGCCAGAGGCUGGGGGCCCAGAGCCAGGCUCCCCUGCAGAGGACGCUCCAGAUGCUGUGUUGAUGUGCCUGAAGGAGAGGAGAGAGCAGCUUCCCUCUCAGGAGGAUUCUAAGGUAACUAAACAAGACAAGAACCUCAUGAAGCCACUUUAUGACCGGUACAGAAUUAUCAAGCAAAUCUUGUCAACGCCUUCCCUCAUUCCAACAAUUCAGGAGGAAGAGGACUCUGAUGAAGACUGUCCCCAGGGAAGCCAACAACCUUCUUUGCCAGAUCCAGCAUCUCACCUUCCUGUUGGUGACCACCUCACCUUCUCUGAUGAGACUGAGCCGGUUAGGGUCCUGCUACCAGACGAAAAGAAAGAAAUCAAACCCCCAGCUCUCUCUAUGUCCAAUUUACAUGAGGCCACUAUUGUUGGUGACUGUGUGACCCAAGAUAGGGAUGGAAUCCCCACAAAUAUGAGGCCUGUGCUUCUUGACCAUCUCCGAGAAACUAGGGCUGACAAGAAAAGACUUCGGAAAGCCUUAAGAGAAUUUGAAGAACAAUUUUUUAAACAAACAGGAAGAAGUCCACAAAAGGAAGAUAGGAUACCAAUGGCAGAUGAGUACUAUGAAUAUAAGCACAUAAAAGCCAAACUGAGACUAUUAGAGGUCCUCAUCAGCAAGCAAGAUGUGGCCAAAACUAUUUGAGGUUCAGGAAAUGUUUGCAAUCACUUUGACCUAAGAUAAACUUAAAUUUAUUAUUUUCCUCUGCCAUUCUUGCUAAGUAGUUUUAACAUAUAGAAAAUUAAAGCACUUUAGUGGUAGUAUUAGCUGUUUAAAGAAGGAAUGGCAAGUGUAAUUAUAAACGAGGAGGAGAGAUUUAAAUGGGUGGGGGCAAGAAAUAGUAUAAUUGGAAAAAAAAAUUCAGACUCCUCCAUGCCAAGGAGAAAACUCAUACUAUCAAAUAUUUUAUCAAGUCUAAAUAACACUUAGCAUCUACUUGUUUGAUGGUCACUAGUUAGGGAAAGUCUACUUAGUAUCCAAAGAUUGCUUAUGUUGAUGUAUGGAAGAGAGCAUGAUUUUUAAAAAUGAGGAAAAGAAACUCUUUUUUUAAUGUAGGAAGGAAUACAGCUAGUAAGAAUGUAAUUUAUUUGAAACUUCUAAUUGAUUUUUAAGAGAUUAAAAAAAACUACCUUGUCCCUUAAUUUUGCUAGGCUUUUAAUACCCUAAAAUAUACUAGAAUGUGUCACUGUUAGUUUUUUAUUUCCAUAUAAAAAUAGCACAUUAUUUCAUGUUAUUUGAAGUUUUACAUUUCUGAUUACCAAAGUUGAUUCUGAUAGCAUGUACUUUGUGAAUUAUCUUUGUCUAUAAUUGACAGAUGUUUAUAUUAAAAUAUUGUAUUGAAAUUUGGAAAUAGGUAUUUUGGAUAGAUAUGUCUGCAGUAUAUAUGCUCUAAUGUGAUCAUAGUUAUGAUUGCUAACUUUUUGUUUACUAUAACUAAGAUUAUAUAACUAUUUUUCCAUUGGGAAUAUGCGUUUUUCUUAAUGUUUCAAGGUCUAUACAUUGUAAAGUCAAAAGGCUUUCCCAUGGGCUGUGGGUAUUCUUCAUCCUGUUCAAAAUGAAAGGUUUGGAAAUGGUUUGCUAUGACACCUUGGAAAAGAAGCCAGAAUAUUUAAUUUGCUCCAUCAACUUUAGCAUACAUUUUUUUGUGUUGUUUUGUACUAAAACAAAUGUUUAUCUUGCUUUUGUAAAAAUAAGUAAAAGGUAGACAUUUUCUCUUGUACCAUCCAUGUUUGUAUUUCUAUUUUCUGUCAUGUUUAAGCAUGACACUGAACAAAUUCACAUUUUCAUAUAGUUUGGAUGGGAAGAAUAUUGACUAUUUCAGAGGCUUAUUAUUUUCUCUGUAUUUACCUGAUAUUUUAUAAUUUGUAUGAAUCAGAAUAAUGUCCUUCAUAAAUUUGUUUAAUCAAAGUCAUCUACUUGUAACAGGACAGAUACACGACUAUUUGAGGUUUACAAACUACAUCUUUGAUAAGGGAAAUGGUUUCAUGACACAUAUACAAUUGCUAUUAAAAUGUAACUAUAUAUUCUAUAUGAUUGUAAAUAUUUUAUACAACAAUACAAAUAAAAUAUUUUUCUAUUAUA